Molecule: messenger RNA, 1287 nt
Organism: Penicillium griseofulvum
Lineage: Eukaryota; Fungi; Ascomycota; Eurotiomycetes; Eurotiales; Aspergillaceae
Product: putative Rad51 family DNA repair protein
Exons: 2
Coding region: 1-1287 (428 amino acids)
Biological process (GO): double-strand break repair via homologous recombination; DNA strand invasion
Cellular component (GO): replication fork; Rad51B-Rad51C-Rad51D-XRCC2 complex; centrosome
Molecular function (GO): four-way junction DNA binding
Source: RefSeq, a predicted model, not a curated record
AUGGCAGCAAAUCUUGGGAAGAGAUCGCUAGCUGAUGUACACCAAGAGGGACUAGAUGAGAUACUCUCUGGAUUGACGGAAUUUUACCCUGGUCACUCAAGUCAUGACAUACAUUCCAUAGGCAUACCAAUUCUGGAUGCUUUACACGAAGUCUUUGCGCCCAAAGCACUUGCUGUGCCAGAUGCUGCGAAUGAUAAAUCUCCAGUACUAAAACAACAAACCGCUGAAGAGGAAAUACCGCCGCAUACUGAAGACCGGCCUUGGCUGGAUGAAAUACACGCGCAAGACAUUGACCCACCUGCCAAUGUGUCGUUCUCAGUCCCUGAGGGUAGUAAGAAACAGCAUAAUCCCAUCGUGGAGAUUGCAAGCAGCUUGUCAGCUUCGGGAAAGUCACAGCUACUGUACUAUCUCACCGCUAUCGCUAUCUUACCACAAAAACACGGGGACAUCUUAGUCCAUGGUCAAGAGGCAGCUGUGGUGUUCAUAGAUACCGACAACCGAUUCGAUGCCGAAAGACUAAGAACUGUGGCUCGUGGUAUACUGCAGCGAGGGCUAUCAGGAGAGACCCUAGAUCUCGAAUCACUGCUCGUCUCUUCACUACAGCAUGUCCAUAUCUUUCGCCCGCAAUCUUCAUCCGCUCUUCUAGCCACAAUCCACACGCUAGACUCGUACCUUUUCGACCUCUCGCGACAUCAUUCCGCAUCUCGUCCCUUACAUAUGAUAGCUAUCGAUAGUGUCACCGCCUUCUUCUGGCAAGACCGCCUGCGCGACGAAGUUGCUCGGACCGAAGAAAUUGGGCGUCCUCAGGCAGAAAUUGAUUCCGAGCGAGAGCGAAAAACCAGAUUUCAUUUGUCUGACCUCUAUACCGAGGUGGCGAGGGAGCUGAAGAGUCUACAGAGUCAGUUCCAGUGUGCAAUUGCGUAUACCGCAACGGUCUCAGGAGGCCGGCUUUAUUCCAGCGAACCACAGGGGUUCCACUCCCAGGCUCGCGUUCCAUCGCUGAGACCUGCUCUCCCUGCCUGGGGCACUUUCCCAACAUUGCGUCUGAUUGUCCACCGGUCUUCUGUUCGUCAAUUUCCACCGAGCAUGACCGCUCAUGCAGCCACGAAGGACGCCCCUUCGCGGCAGAGUGUGGUCCAGCAAGGCAAGAUAUCCGCAUGGGUCAAUCCAUGGGGACGUGAUGAAUGGCCUCGUCGCAUAGUUGAAGCAAUUGAGGCGAAGAAUGGUGGGAGAUUUUCCUUUUACAUACUUGACUCUGGCGUUGAGAUGACUGAUCCUCAUUAUUGA